Lodderomyces orthopsilosis Co 90-125 is the source of this 1059-nucleotide messenger RNA. It is a transcript of the gene CLN3, whose product is annotated as cyclin. Gene Ontology annotation, molecular function: cyclin-dependent protein serine/threonine kinase regulator activity. Gene Ontology annotation, biological process: mitotic cell cycle phase transition; regulation of cyclin-dependent protein serine/threonine kinase activity. Bases 1 to 1059 code for a protein of 352 amino acids. Gene Ontology annotation, cellular component: centrosome; nucleus; cytoplasm. The transcript has a single exon. NCBI's taxonomy places the organism in Eukaryota, Fungi, Ascomycota, Pichiomycetes, Serinales, Debaryomycetaceae. The record is from RefSeq and is a predicted model, not a curated record.
AUGAUCUCGUCUUCAUCACCCGAUGCCUACCAUCAGACAAGAGUUGUACAGCUGCAAAUCAAGUCAUCAAACUCCAAUUUACAACAAAUGGAACGCAAGAGUCAUACAUCAACAGUUUCAGAAUACGAAUUGGACAUGUUGGAGCAUCUAUUAUCAGUUGAGUCACAUACGUUGCCCAAUGUAUCGUUGAUUGAACAACAACCAGAGAUUAAAUUGAGUAUGAGACCAUUGUUGCUUGAUUUCUUGAUGGAAGUGAUUACAAUUCUUAAUUUAUCUAGGUCCACAUUUCCCUUGACGGUGAAUUUGAUUGAUCGUUAUUGCUCCACUAGGAUUGUUAAGAAACAACAUUAUCAAUUGUUGGGAUUGACCAGUUUAUGGAUAAGUUGUAAAAACUUGGAUCCCAAGUUCAAGAUUCCUACAUUGAAUGAUUUGCGCAAGAUUUGUGUUGAUAGUUAUAAUAAGGAGUUGUUUAUAGAAAUGGAAAAACAUAUACUCAAGUCAUUGGAAUGGGUUAUCAAUAGUCCCACAUUUGAUGCUUUUGUUGAUAUGUUUCUCAACAUGUUGGUUUCAGUUAAUGAUGCAAACUCAUCAGUCAUCAAGAAAUAUUACAACAAGAUUAAACUUUCAUCAUAUUAUCUUGGCGAAUUAUUUCAAUUUUACCCAAACAUGUAUUUUGAAUAUUCGUCAUCACAAAUUGCCAUUCUUGCAAUCAUGUCAAGUAUAUCUACUUUGAAACUUCCCAUUAAUAUCAUGACCGUUUUGAAUUUCUACAAUACGCUAUUGGAAAACGGAACUGUACAAUUAACUAUUGAAAAUUUCCAAAAUGUAUUUAAAGCCAUUAGGGUAUUGGCAUUGCCUAAUAGUUUACAACAGAAAUACUGUGUUAAUCAAAACAAUAGUCAAAGCCUACCACCAAAAACACCUAAGGUUUCAAUGCCAUUGACACCGGGGCCUAGUCCAGAGGAAAAAAUUUCAAGAAAGAGGCAUAAUAGUCAAAUGGACUCCCUGAUGGUUCAUGAACGCAAGAGGAGUUGUAUAGAUUUAGGAGUUAGAAUAUAA